AUGCGUCCGCUGCGAAAGUCGAGCGAAGGCCCUGAAGUCGUUCAACCAGUUUACCCAGAUAAAUAUGCUAUCUGUGAAAAACUUGAAAAUGCUAGAAUUGGAAGGUGGACCCAGUCUCAGAAACAAGUCGAUCCAUACCGAGUGGAAACCAGACAUUUCCCAUCUCCGAUGCCCAAUUUGCCGUCGAACAUCGUGCCGGAUAGAGUGGAGAGAAUAAGAACGAAAAGGAAAACUUUUGGCUUCAUUACCACAGUCAUACUAGUCAUUAUUGCGUUCCUGAUUGGCGGAGGAAUCGGCGGUGGUGUUGGCGGAGCAAUGGUCGCGAAGGAGGUAUCAAAAGAUAGACCUGUCACUUCCACCACAACAAUCAUGCCAACGGCAACGAUCAUAUCUCCCCCCAGCACAACGACGAUGAUACAAGAUGCCGCGUUGUGCCCCUUGGUACACAAAACUCUCUACAACUCGACAGUCCCAGGGAAGAAAUUUCUCCAGGUCUGCGAAACCAAUUAUCUCCCCGCGGAUGGACAAACGAUAGACAUCAAGAAUCAGACCAAAAGUGGACUUCAGCCAUGUCUCGACUUUUGCGCCCAGACAGAUGGGUGCAUCGCCGCUAGCUGGGUCAUGUUUUCCGCGGCAUCCCCACUUCAAAACUCUGUGUGCUUUUUGAAGAACAAUUUUGGUGUGCAAACUUCAGCAGACGGCAUAGGGCAGGUGGCAAGCGGAUAUCUACAACCAUGA
Lachnellula hyalina is the source of this 738-nucleotide messenger RNA. RefSeq lists its product as uncharacterized. The transcript has 2 exons. Lineage: Eukaryota; Fungi; Ascomycota; Leotiomycetes; Helotiales; Lachnaceae. Bases 1 to 738 code for a protein of 245 amino acids. The record is from RefSeq and is a predicted model, not a curated record.